AUGGCGCAGCCUGCGAAUCAGGUCUCUCCGCAAUCUGAUGAGAAGAAGUCGCGAGUGAUUCUAUUUCCUGUGGAUGGAAGCUCCCAUUCAGAGCGCGCGUUUGCCUGGUAUGUGGACAAUAUGAAGCAGGACGCUGACACUGUGAAAUUCGUCAGCGUGAUUGAGCCAGUCUAUACAACGCCUGCGAUUGGGAUGGCUAUGGAAUCUCCCCCCUUACCCGAUAUGGCCCGUGUGAUGGAGGAAAGCAUUCAGGCUGGAAAGCGUCUCUGUCAGCAAUGCAUGCACAAGGCUAAAGCAGCCAACGUCUGUUGCCAAGCUUUUCUGCACGUAGAUAGCAACCCCGGACAAGCCAUAGUCAAGUCAAUCGGUGAGCAUAAAGCGGACCUAGUGGUUAUGGGGAAUCGCGGCGCUGGGCUGUUUCGACGUACCUUCCUUGGAAGUGUUAGUGACUAUGUUUUGCACCACUCACACGUCGCAGUCAUUAUCGUACCUCCCCCCGCUCCGGAAGCAAAAUAA
Messenger RNA from Opisthorchis viverrini, 516 nucleotides. RefSeq lists its product as hypothetical. The transcript has a single exon. Lineage: Eukaryota; Metazoa; Platyhelminthes; Trematoda; Opisthorchiida; Opisthorchiidae. The record is from RefSeq and is a predicted model, not a curated record. Bases 1 to 516 code for a protein of 171 amino acids.